AUGUUGGGAUUGAUACUUGUAAUUCUCUUCCUAACAGAUUUUAUAGAAUUCCCAUCUGCCAAUUCUGCAAUCUCAUCACCCAAAAAUUUACUAUUAACAACCCUUUCAUCAAAACCCACUGCCCCAGACCCGUUUAGGGAUCUGUUUAAAGCGUACAAGCAAUGGGAUUCUCAAGUGGGAUGUGAUCGAUUCAUAGAGAAACACAAAGAAGUUUCGGCAAAUGGGUCAAUAUCCUUGCAAGAUUUUGAGGGUGAAUUUCAGUGUAGUGAGCUGAAGAUGAAUCAUGUAAAUGUUUUGGUCAAAGGGUGGACUUGGAUCCCUGAUAAUAUGGACAAUUUGUACAGUUGUAGAUGUGGGUUGAGCUGUUUGUGGACAAAAUCUUCUGUUCUUGCUGAUAAACCCGAUGCCCUUCUGUUUGAGACCACAACUCCUCCUCUUCAGAGGCAUUAUGGUGAUCCACUUCGUGUAUACAUGGAUCUGGAAGCCGGCCGGAAGAGAUCAGGCUACGAUGAUAUUUUUAUUAGUUAUCAUGCUAAAGAUGAUGUCCAGUCAACAUAUGCAGGGGCACUCUUCCAUAACAACCGAAAUUAUUAUUUAUCUUCCACCAAGAACAUUGAUACUCUUGUUUAUUGGUCCUCAUCGCGCUGUCUUCCUCGAAGAAACCAACUUGCCAAAAGCCUACUCAGAUUGUUACCCUUCCACUCAUUUGGCAAAUGCUUGAACAAUGUUGGAGGCCUUGACCAGGCACUGUUCCUCUAUCCCGAGUGUGUGAAGGAUGCUAAUGAGGCACCUAAGUGGUGGGAUCAUUUACAUUGUGCCAUGUCCCAUUAUAAGUUUGUGCUUGCAAUUGAAAACACAGAGACUGAGAGUUAUGUGACAGAAAAAUUAUUUUACGCUCUCGACUCUGGAGCAGUUCCCAUAUAUUUUGGCGCCCCUAAUGUUCGGGACUUUGUACCUCCACAUUCGAUUAUAGAUGGGACGAAAUUCUCUUCCAUGGAGGAAUUGGCUUCUUUCAUCAAGGCUUUAGCUAAUGAUUCUGUAGCAUAUGCGGAGUAUCAUGCAUGGAGGCGAUGUGGGGUUUUAGGUAAUUAUAAGAAGACUCGUGCAACUAGCCUUGACACGUUACCCUGCAGACUAUGUGAAGUUGUGAGCAGAAAAAACGGGCGGAAUGCACAAGCACGGUAA
Fraxinus pennsylvanica is the source of this 1185-nucleotide messenger RNA. The record is from the annotation of a GenBank genome assembly. Lineage: Eukaryota; Viridiplantae; Streptophyta; Magnoliopsida; Lamiales; Oleaceae.